AAUGUCAAAAAUGCCAUUUGUCAAAAAGAAGCGCGUGGAGCAAAGCGUGGGGUGAAAAGUCGCGGUGUUUUGUGCUUUACAAUAUCUCGGAGUUUCUAUUGUGUAAAGGAAACUUUAUUUUUUUUCUUUGAAGCUUCUUCACUUUUAAUCUUCAUUGAAUUCCUCAGUGAAGCGAGAAAUCGCCGAGAGGUUGAGAUUCUUUCAACGCUCCGGUAUUUAUAAACAUGGCUGAAAACGACGCAAACGUAAACCCUAAGGCGUACCCUCUUGCGGACGCUCCUCUCACCGCCAAGAUCUUGAACUUGGUGCAGCAGGCGGCAAACUACAAGCAACUCCGUAAAGGUGCCAAUGAAGCUACCAAAACAUUAAACCGUGGACUUUCGGAACUCAUAAUAAUGGCGGCCGAUGCCGAGCCUUUGGAGAUUGUGUUGCACAUUCCAAUUCUGUGUGAAGACAAAAAUGUGCCUUAUGUGUUUGUGAGGUCCAAACAAGCUCUUGGACGGGCUUGUGGGGUCUCUCGCCCAAUCAUUUCUUGUUCCAUUACUAUUAAUGAGGGUUCUCAGCUGAAACCACAAAUUUUGAGCAUCCAGCAGGAAAUUGAAAGACUUUUAGUGUAAGAUGUGUGUGUGUAAACAAAAUCUAUUUUUGGUAAGGUGAAAUACAUAUUGUAUAAGCUAAA
This is a messenger RNA of Manduca sexta (tobacco hornworm), 679 nucleotides long. It is a transcript of the gene hoip, whose product is annotated as NHP2-like protein 1. Gene Ontology annotation, molecular function: RNA binding. Gene Ontology annotation, cellular component: U4/U6 x U5 tri-snRNP complex; small-subunit processome; precatalytic spliceosome. NCBI's taxonomy places the organism in Eukaryota, Metazoa, Arthropoda, Insecta, Lepidoptera, Sphingidae. The transcript is spliced from 2 exons. Bases 225 to 617 code for a protein of 130 amino acids. The record is from RefSeq and is a predicted model, not a curated record. Gene Ontology annotation, biological process: ribosome biogenesis; mRNA splicing, via spliceosome; maturation of SSU-rRNA.